AUGCCGAUCCUUAAGAAACUACCCAGAAGGUCCAGGAGUAACCAUGACAACGGUGAUCUUAAUCUACAGGGUAACCACAGCAACAAUGAGCUCAUCCUGCCCCCAUGCAGCCUUAACCCAUUCGAAGACCCAGAACCAGAACUGGGCCCUACAGAGGAGGGGCGGGGCCAGUACCCAGCAGUGAGGUCAUCACGAGAUGACGAAGUGUUGGAGAAUGAGGUGAAUGCGGAGCUGCAUGGCGUGUCAAAGAUCAUAGAUCACAGGUCAAAGGGCAACUCACCGCUGAGAGGGACCCUGGGGCGCCUGUGUAGCUCCUCUCCCGUGAAGACCCUGGGCAAGCUCAGCAAGGGCUUGCGCUUUCCUGGCCGCCACAUGUGGGGAAGCAUGUCAUCCACGUGGAGCGCCAGCUCGCCAGCCGCUUCAGCGAAGGAGAAGAAGAAGAAAAAUAAAAAUAAACGAGGAACAUCUGAGGAAAUCAUGACCCUGCUGAGACUGGCAGGUCGUAAAGUAAAGAGUGACCGUAGGGAGAGUCUACCUGUGGGAGAUCUGCAUGGUGAGGAGGAUGAGGAUGACAGCGCUCACCGUCGGCCUUCGUUUCUGCGGAGCCUGAGCAAGCUGACAGGAGACUCACUCUCAAACUCCCUAGAGGCUGAGAAGGAGAAUCCAGAGGAGAGCCAAGUGCCAACGCAGGGAACCGCUCUCAGGUGUGUGUGCCAAACGCAGGGAAUCAUUCUCAGGGUCUGUGCCAAAUGCAGGGAACCACUCUCAGUACUUGAAAUUCUACAGUUGGUGAAUCAGAGAGACCUCCUCCUUGCUGAUGCCCACAUCCAAGAGCUGGAGAGAGAGUGUGCACUGGACCCUGUUCUCUUCGCACAGACCUCACCCAUUGCAACCACACCCACUGAAACCACACCCAAUGUCAUAACAGCUCCUCCACCCAGUUCUCCGCUGUGGUUCCCCCUAGUGGGAGGCCUGUUUGAUGACGAGACCCCGAGUGCGUUGGACGCGAGUCUUCGGAAGGCCAAAGAUGUCGAGCUGUUGUAUGAAGCGCUGCAGAGAGAAAUGUGGGAUGUGGUGCGGGAGUCACUACGGCAACCCUGUGCCGGCCCCCAGCUCGGACUUGUAGUCCUUGUCAUCCAGCAGGAAGAACAUGCUGACCACAUCUGGGCCUUGCGCCAGGAGGCACAGCCUGGCCUCCAGCAGGGGGAACAGCAGCUCUACAGGGGCAACCACCCUGACCUGCACGAGGGGGUUCGCUCCAACAAGCGGCCCAGGAAGCUGAGGCAAAAGUGGGCAGAGGCAGUGGGUGAGGCUGCUGAUUGGUCCUUGCCACAGCCGGGGGGUGUGGCUGCAGGACAGCUGGCCGUGUUUUUGGAGCGGUUGAGGGUGCGGGUUGUGGAGGAUAUGGAUGCUGUCCGGAGGAAUGUGGCGGCGGUGUACCCGACGGAGUUCGCUGUGUUUCAGGUGUACAUGCAGAGUUACCACUCAGCUGUGGCCAGACGUCUUAGAGACAUUACUACUGGCCCUGUACACAUCACUGACAUCUACUCACUGCUGGACUGGGUCUACAACAUCUACAACAGGGAUGUUCUGGCCACAGUGGGGGUGAUGGGGUCUAUAGAUUGUGCUGCUCUCCUGCCGCUGCUGCCCGCUGAGGUCAUCAACAGUUUGGAACAGGAGUGUCUCGACACCAUCACGGAUAAGGUAAACACAGAUCUGUCUCAGGUUCUAGAGGAUGAGGAGAAGAAGUGGACUCAGGCAUUACACAUUGAAGAGUACCAGUCUGGCUUAGCACGUUCAGUCAUACAGAGACUGAAGGUGGAUCUGGACCGGUCCACAGGUGUCAGUCAGCCUCUAGGGGCCCGAGUAUCUCGCUGUACUCUGAGUGCUUUUGCCCACUUUCUCCACAGUUUCCAGAGAAAAGCAGAAAUGUUCCAUGAGACUCAAGCAGAGUUCAGGGACUGGCCUGAUGGUUAUGUCUCUCGGACCAUCGCACUGGCUAAUUGUGUCCCCCCCUUCAGGAGUUUUGUGGAGUGCUGUAGGCGGUGUGAUCCCCUGGGAAGUGAGGAUUCUUCCCAGUGUGCUCAUUCCUCACUUGAACGCAUCGUUAGUCAGUGUGUUCGCGUUCUUACCGACAGACUGUUCGAAAAUAUCAGGCCGUUCUUUGACAAGCUGCUCCGGAGGAAAUGGCUAAAUAACUCUGAGGCCUACGACAACAUCGAGACCACCAUCAAACUUCAUUUUAAGACAUUCCGCAGGAUGGACUGCCCUCCCUAUCAGACACUUGUGAACGAGGUGCACAGGCGGGUCAUUGUGGAGUACGUGCGUGCCAUCAUGAGUGGGCGGGUCAUCUGCACAUCACUCAAAAUGAGGAAGAGGCUAGCAUUCCGUUUGCAGGACGAGGCAAACCAGCUCAAAGCGCUCUUUAAAGACCUGGAGUCCACCUGUACAUGGCUGGAUGAUGUCAUUGGUCACUUGGCUGACAUCAUUCUUCUGGAGGACACGCCCUCUGUUCAGAUAGAAGUGGCUGUGCUAGUGAAGGGGUUCCCAGAUAUACGGACAAAGCAUCUCUCGGCUGUGCUGAACGUGAGAGGGAUGGUCCAGCAGUCAGGACGUCAGGAGAUCCUCGCUGUUCUCCGUGAUUUUGAGAACAGCAAUAACCCUGUUCAUGUACCCAGAGACCAUGCCCUGUUUUCUGAGGUUGCUGUGGCAACAGACAUGCCCUGUCUGAGACUGGUUCUUAUUCGUUUUGCACUGACAGUGUCAUCGUGGGUGUCCAGUGCACGACCUCGCAGGAAACACAAAAACCAAAGAGCAGGUGCAUCCCAGAGAGAAGAUGAAGGUUAAAGUUUUGAGGUUGGAGGUUACACAAGUCAAUUAGUAACCAGUCAACUGUUACACAAGUCAACUAGUAACCAGUCAACUGUUACACAAGUCAACUGGUAACCAGUGAACACAUCAUACAAACCAACCAAGUCAACAUAUUAUACAGCCAAAAUAUUAUGAGGCAACCAGUCAGAGUGAACAGUAACAUCAACCAGGUCAGUCAGUUCACUCAUUAAACAAGCCAACCUGCUCAACUGCUUCUAACAAGUCAUACAAGUUACACAUGAAAAACAGCAUUCAUAAUCACAAUAAAGGGAAUAUUAGGAAAUAUCACAGCAUUCAUUAUCACAAUAAAGGGAAUAUUAGGAAAUAUCACAGCAUUCAUUAUCACAAUAAAGGGAAUAUUAGGAAAUAUCACAGCAUUCAUUAUCACAAUAAAGGGAAUAUUAGGAAAUAUCACAAUGUCGCAAAGCAGUGACCUGCAACAUUUCAAUGUGAGUCAAACAAACAUUAUAGAAACCAUUUGGAAAUGUGUGACUUGAAAAAAAGAAACAAAAAGAAAACAUGUCGCUCACAUCUCUUUGAGGCCUCAGACAGGAAAUGUUCUUUAUUAUUAACAUAGUUAACAGGAAGUAGACUUACUGACUGUUGAGUCCUCACUCCCUCUAUCUGAAACAGCUAAUGAACACACAGAUCCCCAUCUGACCUCAAUCUAAACACUAAAGCACAUUUGGUAACAGAGAGAGUAUUAUCCCAUAGAAUGCCAGUUGCUGUCCAAAUGUCCUUAUUGAAAGUAUUUAUGCUCUGGUGAAGCACAAGUCUGUGGUGAGAUAGCGUGAAUAUCUCUGUCCAUGCAUUAUUACACCCUUCACUAGCUGCUGUCGUCCAAAUGCCAAAUCGCAUUAGCCUACUAUUAGUCUUUGUUUAUUGACGCUAACUUUUGACAGUACAUGAGCAUGUGUAUAAGUAGACAAAGUAAAGAUAUGCUCAUUCCCUCUUGCCCCAACAGCUUUCAUUAACAUAUUCCUUAUUUUCUUUUAGGGGCAAUGUAUAGUUGUACUGAUGUGUUGGGGUAACAUAUGUGGGGUAACAUUGGCUUAUCAGUGAAUUCCAGCAAUUAUUUUAGAACCAUACUGCAAAUUCAAGAACCACAAAUUUAUCCUCAAAGUAAAGCACACACACAAGCACACAUCAAAGACUCAAUUUCCAUUUGAAUUUGUGGACUUAAUACUGAUGUAUUCAGAAGGGCAGCAGAGUGAAUAUGUGUAAUAUGUUUGGAAGAACUGUAGGGGCAGUAAUGGGAGAGCAGAAUUUCUGGAGUGCCAUGCUUAUGCUAACACACACCCUCUUCUACAUGUGUGUUAAUAAAUAUUACAGUAUUGGGUGUGUUUAUGCAUGUAGGGGGAAUUCAGGCCACAACUCUGCAAGUUCCAAAGUGCUGAACACGUUAAAAUCACAAAUGUCAGUGUUUUCAUGAGGUGAACUGUAAGAAAAAUAAAUACACUGGAAAUAAAACACUUGAACUAUCAUGACCAAGAAAUAAAACACUUGAAUUCA
Molecule: messenger RNA, 4383 nt
Organism: Electrophorus electricus (electric eel)
Lineage: Eukaryota; Metazoa; Chordata; Actinopteri; Gymnotiformes; Gymnotidae
Source: RefSeq, a predicted model, not a curated record